CAUAGUUUCCCGCCCAUUUGCAAAGAAAAUUCGAAAAUCACGAUUUUCUUGUUCACUCUCUUCUCGAUCUUCUGCGGCAACGCUUUCCAGAAUAUUGAGCCCAAGGCCAAAUUCCACCCAAAAUGAGCACUCCAAUGGAGAUAACCCUUCAAAACCCUCAAGAACCCAAUAUCUCAGGUCUAGAAAAUGGCGACGCAGCCUCCGCUCCUCCUCCUCCUCCUAUUCUCAACGAAGACAAAGUCCUCGUUUCGGUUGAAGUGUGCUUAAAGCCCUCCAGUACAGCUCGGAUCGACGAUGUCCGUUCUUCAGUUGAGAGAAUGCUCGAAAAUAGGAGUUUGAGCUAUAAUGACGGGCCAAUUCCGGUGCCUGUUGAUGAUCCAUUUCUCACAGAAAAUGUGCAAAGAAUCCGAAUUUGUGAUUCAGAUGAAUGGGUGCAGAAUCAUGAAGUUCUUUUGUUCUGGCAAGUGAAGCCCGUUGUACAUGUCUUUCAGCUUAGUGAGGAAGGACCAUGUGAGGACUUGAGCGAAGAAGGACAACUUUCUAGUUUCAAUGAAUGGAUUCUUCCUGCAAAGGAAUUUGAUGGCAUGUGGGAAAGCUUAAUAUAUGAAUCUGGCCUCAAGCAAAGGUUGUUGCGAUAUGCUGCAAGUGCGUUGCUCUUUACUGAAAAGGGUGUCGAUCCUUUCCUUGUGUCCUGGAACCGCAUUAUUCUAUUGCAUGGACCUCCAGGAACUGGGAAGACAUCUUUAUGUAAAGCAUUAGCACAAAAGUUGUCCAUACGAUUUAGCUCCAGAUACCCACAGUCCCAAUUGGUUGAAGUUAAUGCACAUUCGUUGUUUAGUAAAUGGUUCUCCGAAAGCGGCAAGUUGGUUGCGAAGCUAUUCCAAAAAAUUCAAGAAAUGGUGGAGGAAGAAAACAAUCUGGUAUUUGUUUUGAUUGAUGAAGUUGAAAGUCUUGCUGCCGCUAGAAAAGCAGCUUUAUCUGGUUCCGAACCUUCGGAUUCUAUUAGGGUUGUGAAUGCUCUACUAACUCAGAUGGAUAAAUUGAAAUCAUCGCCCAACGUGAUAAUCCUGACUACCUCCAAUAUAACUGCUGCUAUUGAUAUCGCAUUUGUUGAUCGAGCUGAUAUCAAAGCAUAUGUUGGUCCUCCAACACUUCAAGCCCGUUACGAAAUUUUAAGGUCCUGCUUGCUGGAACUUAUGAGAAAGGCAAUUUUGUCGAGUUUUCAGGAGUGUGACCAGCUUAUUCUCCCAAAUUACGCCACCAUGAAAGAAAAGUUGAACAUGCCUGAGACGCAGGAGGUUCAGUCCUUCCGCCUAUGUAAACAGUUGCUUGAAGCUGCAGGAGCUUGUGAGGGUUUGAGCGGAAGAUCUUUAAGAAAGCUUCCAUUUUUGGCACAUGCCGCGCUUUCCAAUCCCUACCAUUGUGACCCUGGCAAGUUCUUGUGUACAAUGAUAGAUACAGCAAGAAGGGAACUUUCCGAGCUACAUGAAUGAUUCAAUGAAAUUUAACUCCAUGUAAAAGAUGUAUUUAAUACUAAGUGAAAGUAUAAUUAAAUCCA
Juglans microcarpa x Juglans regia is the source of this 1558-nucleotide messenger RNA. RefSeq names its product pachytene checkpoint protein 2 homolog. Gene Ontology annotation, molecular function: ATP binding; ATP hydrolysis activity. Lineage: Eukaryota; Viridiplantae; Streptophyta; Magnoliopsida; Fagales; Juglandaceae. Gene Ontology annotation, cellular component: nucleus; chromosome. Gene Ontology annotation, biological process: reciprocal meiotic recombination; meiotic recombination checkpoint signaling. The record is from RefSeq and is a predicted model, not a curated record.